AUGUCAAUAGAAGCACACCCUACAGUUCAAGGAUGCCUCGUCUCAUUCCCAACACCUCACAUUCUUCUCCUCACACUCAACCGUCCAGAGAAACGAAAUUGCAUAUCCCUCGCGACGAGCGCCGAGAUACAAGGACUAUGGACAUGGUUCGAUACACAGCCUGCCCUACAUGUGGCCAUUAUUACCGGCACGGGCGAGUCCUUUUGUGCGGGCGCUGACCUCAAGGGUACACUCCUCUCUCAUCUGUAUUCAAAUGAAACCAGGCUCACAUACCAGCACGUAGAAUGGAACCACCUCAACGCGCGCGGAAUCACCAACGAAAUGACAGCCCCCGGGUUAGCCGGCCUCCCUCGCCGACGAGGCGGCAAACCAAUCAUUGCCGCCGUCAACGGAUAUUGUCUAGGAGGCGGCUUCGAGAUGGUGGUCAAUUGCGAUCUCGUGGUGGCCAGCGAAAACGCCACCUUUGGUCUCCCCGAAGUGCAGCGAGGAAUCGCUGCUGUUGCAGGCUCCCUACCUCGGCUGGUCCGGGUGCUGGGGAAACAGCGAGCCGCCGAGAUUGCUCUGAGUGGUCUGACCUUUUCUGCAUCCCAGCUUGAGCGUUGGGGGCUGGUGAAUCGCGUGGUGGAGCAUGGUCGGCUACUGGCGACGGCAGUGGAGAUUGCAACCGCCAUCUCUAGGAAUAGUCCGGACAGUGUGCGUGUUACGAUGGAGGGGCUGCAUUACGGGUGGGAAAUGGCCAGUGUGGAAGAGGCUAGCAGUGCGUUGGUCGACCGGUGGUACUCCAGGCUCAUGGCAGGUGAAAAUUUCCACGAGGGAGUACGGGCAUUUGUGGAGAAGAGAAAGCCACGGUGGACGCCGUCUAAGUUAUAA
Messenger RNA from Aspergillus pseudoviridinutans, 870 nucleotides. It is a transcript of the gene sidH, whose product is annotated as enoyl-CoA hydratase/isomerase family protein. The record is from RefSeq and is a predicted model, not a curated record. NCBI's taxonomy places the organism in Eukaryota, Fungi, Ascomycota, Eurotiomycetes, Eurotiales, Aspergillaceae. Bases 1 to 870 code for a protein of 289 amino acids. Gene Ontology annotation, cellular component: mitochondrion. The transcript has a single exon. Gene Ontology annotation, molecular function: enoyl-CoA hydratase activity. Gene Ontology annotation, biological process: fatty acid beta-oxidation.